AUGGGAGAAAGAUCCAUUGUGGUUACAGCAAGAGUUGUCAAAGAAAAAGUGAUUUUAGAAACUGAGAGAUUAAGAGAAGCCAAUGUGGUAAAAAUGUUGUUUACCAUUACCAUUCUCUCAAUAUUUGUAUUCUAUUGCUAUUCCAAUUACACCAAGAGAAUCGAAAAAUAUGCCAGUUGGAAAAAUAAAUUGCAAACAUUUGACCCGAAAAAGGAUGGUGAUGUUGAUGAAAUUAUAAAAUUCGUUGUUGGAUAUGAUUUUCCAUUUGAAAUGUUUUUGGUUUUGAAUUUUGUUUCCUAUAGAACAUUCUGCAGUCCAACCAUUGCAGGAGUAUAUGCCAAAACUGGUGGUAUUGUUAAUGAUACUGAUAAGAGAGCAUGUGACACUGAUUUAUUGAUGCACAUUUGGAUGGAUUAUGGACUUGACAGUACCAUUCAUGGUCUUCACUCUGCCAAGACCAGAAAUGUGGAUUUCGUCUUUGUAAUAGCCUGUCUGGUUAUCGACUCUAUCCAAUUCGCCAAUGACUAUGGUUGGAGAAGUAUCGAAGAGAAGGAGAAGCAAGCAAUCUGGGAGUUCUAUCGUCGUGUCGGAGAGAGAAUGGAGAUAAAAGAUCUUCCAAAGAACCUGGAGGACUGCUAUAAGAUCGUGGACAAGUACACUGAAGACGAAAGAUCAGCACGUAUCACCGAAGAUGGAAUCGCUUUGACUGAAGCCAUCACCAAACUGGUCUGUCAAUGGUAUUAUUUCAUCCCACAAUCUAUCAUCCGAACUGCAGUAAGUGUCGUUAUCUACCAAAUGGGAGCAACCUUUCAAAGAAAGCUUGGACUCACCAAACCAACAUUUGUUCAAUCAUUGUUUGUCAACACAAUCUUGCAAAUCCGUAGAGCACUUCUCAAUGUCGUUCCACUCCGUACAGAACCAUACAAGCUAUCUGAUAUCAUCAUGAGAUCCGAUUAUGGUUGUCCAAUUAGUAAAGAUACUAUUAAAAAAGUUGGACCAGUUGAUGCAUUAGCUAGAAUACAAUAA
Heterostelium album PN500 is the source of this 1026-nucleotide messenger RNA. RefSeq lists its product as uncharacterized. Lineage: Eukaryota; Evosea; Eumycetozoa; Acytosteliales; Acytosteliaceae. The record is from RefSeq and is a predicted model, not a curated record. The coding region runs from base 1 to 1026 and encodes 341 amino acids. Gene Ontology annotation, molecular function: oxidoreductase activity. The transcript is spliced from 5 exons.